AUGACGGAGACGCGAUACGAGGGAGAGAUGGACAGAGUUGACGAAGGUCCGUCAGCGAAGAAGAGGAAGAGAGGUCGACAAGCGAAGAGCUGUGUCGCGUGCCAUCGUCGGAAGCAAAAGGUGCGUAUGACAAACUCGCCCGAACCCAGAGACGCACAAGUCGGUAAUCUCUUCCGCAGUCGAGAUGCCCCAUCCUUUUUCGGCUCAUCCUAUUUCGGACCUCAAGCUGCCGCAAAAAUAAUCGAAGAGCCCGCACCAGAUCUUUCGUCCGGUAUACGGCAUGCUGCUGCCUCAGCGCAAUCUUUCCGCGAUGUUGGAGGCCCUUUCUCGCAGAUCUGGGAUCUGCUGGGUUUGCUGCCACGCAACAAGGCCAGCGUCGAUCGCCUCGUACAUGUUUUCCUUGACGAGCUGAAUUGGACCAUAGACGCCAUCCAUCCCCAAUCCUUCAAACUCAAGUAUGACGAGUUCUGGGAGCGUAAAUUCGGCUUCGACGACUAUGCAUCUAUCGAUCUGAGGUGGCUGGCAUUGUUAUUCAUUGUCCUUGCGUAUGGUGUUUUCCUCGACUGCCCCCAUCCAAAGAAUGGCGAAGUGCAACGUGAGCUUCAAGAGACAUCACUACGCUUCUACUGGGCAGCAAGACGCGCUAUAGUCAUUGCACCAACAUUCUACGGAGAGUCGACAGAUCUUGUUCGUGCCGGUCUUCUGGUCACACGUUAUCUGAUCCAUUUGCGAAGAGUACCGGAGGCUUGGCUUACGACCAGUUUUGCCAUGCGUAUGGCCCAAGCACAAGGCAUGCAUAUCGAUGGUGAACGUUGGCGUCUCUCGCGUAAAGAGACCGAAACCCGAAGGCGUUUGUGGAGCCAUCUUUACACCUUGGAUAAAACUAUCGCGCUUGCCAUCGGUCGUCCCUUCGCCAUAGUUGACCAGCAAUGUCUCGUCAAGAGAGCCACCAACGUCUGGUUGGACGACCAACCGGACGAGGACACGUCCGCCAUUCCAGAACUACCAAUGUCUGAGCCGACUCUGAGCGUUUACAACUUUCUCGCACACGAUCUGGCAAAGAUUAUCGGCAGCAUUCAAGAGCGUUGCUUUGGUCUCUUUACCGUUUCGUACGACACCGUCAUUUCGCUAGACCAUGAGAUUAUCGACUGGGAGGCAAGGUUACCAGACUACUAUCAUCUGAAAACCCCAGUUACAUCUAUGGAUAGCACGCACCCCUUCCUUUACUGGAAUCGCUUGCAUCUCCACUCCAUGUACCACUUCGCCCGCGUUACGCUUCAUCGACCGUACUUGCUGCGCCAAAGUAUCACCAAUCGCUUCAGAUAUAGUCACGAUGCGUGCAUAUCGUCGGCAUGCGCAGACCUUGCCAUGCGCAUCGAUUACUUCCAACAGCCAUUGAAUGACCGUCUGAAGUGGACUUUGGGUCCACACCACCUCUUCAACAGUGCUUUAGUCCUCGGAAUAAUCGCUGUCAAAGAUCCACACUCGCCUAAAUGUCGCGCGAUACUAGAGGACCUCUCCGCAUAUUGUGAGAUGCAAAGAGCUGAUAUCUGGCUCAAUGAGUUCGCGCUAGCUGAGGUCAAAAUCAUUGAACUCUGCAUCAAGAAAGCAAAUCAGUUUCGUGCUAGUCGUACCGACCUCUUUCGCAUCCCUUCCAUAUUUAAUAGGCGGAUUCAGUUAUCGUGUAUCUCGUGUGUGUUGCGGGAGUCGUAA
This is a messenger RNA of Alternaria hordeiaustralica, 1713 nucleotides long. RefSeq lists its product as uncharacterized. Gene Ontology annotation, biological process: DNA-templated transcription. Bases 1 to 1713 code for a protein of 570 amino acids. Lineage: Eukaryota; Fungi; Ascomycota; Dothideomycetes; Pleosporales; Pleosporaceae. The transcript has 2 exons. The record is from RefSeq and is a predicted model, not a curated record. Gene Ontology annotation, molecular function: DNA binding; zinc ion binding.